CCGCGCGCUGAUUGGCUGUCGUCGCGGUCACUCGCGUUCGGCUUGCGGCGCGCGGCGGCGGCGGCGGCGGAGGCGGCGGGAGAGGGCGCGAGCCCGGCAUCAUGCUGCCCCUGUCGCUGCUGAAGACGGCGCAGAACCACCCCAUGCUGGUAGAGCUGAAGAAUGGAGAGACUUACAACGGCCACCUGGUGAGCUGCGACAACUGGAUGAACGUCAACCUGCGGGAGGUCAUCUGCACCUCGCGGGACGGCGACAAGUUCUGGCGCAUGCCCGAGUGCUACAUCCGCGGCAGCACCAUCAAGUACCUGCGCAUCCCCGACGAGGUCAUCGACAUGGUCAAGGAGGAGGCGGGCGCCAAGGGCCGCGGCCGCGGGGGGCUGCAGCAGCACAAGGCGCAGAAGGGGCGCGGCCUGGGCGGCGCCGGCCGAGGUGUGUUUGGCGGCCGGGGCCGAGGCGGCAUCACGGGCACAGGCCGAGGGCAGCCGGAGAAGAAGCCGGGCCGCCAGGCGGGCAAGCAGUGAGGCCGCCGCUGGGCACGAGUCCAGCUGAGCUCUGCGCCCGGGAGACUUGCGCCGGGGAGCACAUGCACCCUUGGUGUGGGCCCCGGGGUGUGACCCCUGAAGUGUGGCCCGGGGUGUGCCCCCCACGUGUGACCCCUGAAGUGUGGGCCCCGGGUUGUGACCCCCCCAGCAUGUCCAGGCGCCCCACCCCAGUCCUGACAGCAGUUGGGGCGCCCCUCCUGCCCCCAGCAUGGAGUCAAAAUAAAGCCGAGCCCCAGCCUCUGG
Molecule: messenger RNA, 785 nt
Organism: Erinaceus europaeus (western European hedgehog)
Lineage: Eukaryota; Metazoa; Chordata; Mammalia; Eulipotyphla; Erinaceidae
Gene: LSM4
Product: LSM4 homolog, U6 small nuclear RNA and mRNA degradation associated
Exons: 5
Coding region: 102-521 (139 amino acids)
Biological process (GO): mRNA splicing, via spliceosome; P-body assembly; nuclear-transcribed mRNA catabolic process
Cellular component (GO): U6 snRNP; spliceosomal tri-snRNP complex; P-body
Molecular function (GO): U6 snRNA binding
Source: RefSeq, a predicted model, not a curated record